GGGACGUAAGUCAAGUUGAGAAGUCUUCAGUGGCGAAGUGGAGGAUUGCGAAAAAAAAUGUCACGUUGUUUACUUCUCUGCCGGUUGCACUUAGCGAAGAGGUGUUUACACAGUCUUCCGAGGGAAUUAUCUCUUUUUCUUGCAGAACCAGUUCCUGUUCACUCAAUUAGCCAACAUGCCCGCUUCAUGAGUAGUGAUGUUCCAUCGAAUUGGAAGUCUGAUAAACAGGUGGCCGAAGAAAAUAAGUCUCACAUGAACUUUUUGCCAGUUCCAAAAGGAUCAUGGUAUGACAAUUACAGAGAACGCAAUGCAAAAUGGAAUAUGCUUCUUUUUGGCAGCAUUGGCUUUCUGGCCUUCACAUUGAUAGCAAUGUGGAAGAGUGGGGUGUUUUACCUUCAUAAUAUAUCAGACUAUAAAAAAAUAACGCCAGAUGCAGAGAAGAUUGGGAGAGCAAAGAGUGCAUCUAAGCCUGCCUCUUCCCUUCCCAAGAAAGCAGGACCUCCACCUUUGACACCUCCAGAACGGCUUCCUGUUGCCAAAGCCAUUCCUGAGCAUGUGCCGUAUUUGCUCAUUGGAGGUGGCACAGCCUCUUUUGGAGCUUUUCGUUCCAUCAAAGCCAGGGACCCAACCGCAAAGGUCCUUAUUAUAACAGAAGAAGGCCGUUUACCAUACAUGCGACCUCCACUGUCUAAAGAACUUUGGUUCAGUGAAGAUAGAGCCUCCUUGCAACAGAUGAAGUUCAAACAGUGGAAUGGUAAAGAGCGCAGCAUAUUCUUUGAGCCUGAAAGCUUUUACAUGAAACCAGAUCAGCUAGAGGGACAGGAAAAUGGAGGUGUGGCCAUCGUGCAAGGGAAAGUUGUGAAACUGGAUGCAUCAAAAAAGAAAGUCCUCCUGGAUGAUGGAAAAGAAAUUUCCUUUGAUAAAUGCCUUAUAGCAACAGGUGGAAGGCCAAAGAAUCAUCCUGUUCUUGAAAAAGCUAGUGAAGAAGUGCGUGCGAGAACAAUCCUUUUUCGAAAUAUUGAUGACUUUGUGGAGUUGGAUUCAGCUGUAAAUUCAUCAGAGGCAAUUGCAAUCAUUGGAGGAGGGUUCUUGGGAAGUGAACUGGCCUGUGCUUUGGGCAAAAAAAGUCAGGAGACUGGACUGAAAGUGUAUCAGAUAUUUCCAGAAAAAGGAAAUAUGGGCCGUGUGCUGCCAGAGUAUCUGUGCAAAUGGACAACCAAAAAAGUUCAGGAAGAGGGAGUGGAGGUCUUUGCCAACAGUGGUGUCAUUGCUGCGCACUACAGGGACAAUAAAGUUAUCUUGACUUUGGACAAUGGUAAACAGGUGAAGGUUGACUGUGUGGUGGCAGCUGUGGGUAUUGAGCCAAAUGUAGAUCUUGCCAGCACAUCUGGUCUGGAGGUAGAUGAAAUUCAUGGUGGUUUUCGUGUCAAUGCAGAACUUGAGGCACGAUCCAACAUUUGGGUGGCUGGUGAUGCCUUCUGUUUUUAUGACAUUAAACUUGGUCGAAGACGUGUGGAACAUCAUGAUCAUGCUGUUGUCAGUGGCCGGCUGGCUGGGGAGAACAUGACAGGGGCAUCCAAACCAUACUGGCAUCAGUCUAUGUUCUGGUCUGAUUUAGGCCCUCACAUAGGCUAUGAGGCUAUAGGGAUUGUGGAUUCCAGCCUGCCUACUGUUGGGGUGUUUGCCAAAGCAACAUCCAAAGACACCCCUCAGGCUGUUGUGGAGGAAACAGGAGAAGGCUUGCGAUCGGAGACAGAGAGGAUUGCACUGCCAAGUGCACCUUCUGCAGGAAAACCUGCAUUGUGCGUACCACAGGAGAGUGAUGAUUUCGGAAGAGGUGUUGUCUUUUAUCGGAGAAACAAUAUCAUUGUGGGUAUUCUGCUUUGGAACACCUUUAACAAGAUGCCUAUUGCAAGAAAGAUCUUGAGAGAUGGAGCAGAAAAUGAGGAUCUGUAUGAAGUUGCAAAGCUGUUCAACAUUCACGAAUCUUGAUAAAUGUUGUCGCACGCUUUGUUCUCAGGCAUGUCAAUUUUCAGAUGGAUUUUUCAAGACAUCGUCAUGAUCAGCUACUUUGUACAAUGUGUGAUCCAGAAGCAUGUUUAAAUAGCCAGAUUUGGUCAAGGGAAACCUCCCAAUAAUGUGAAGUUUUAAAGGUUCAGCAUUUGAAUGAGACUUUGGUAGAAUGCAUGUUUCAAAAUUUAUGUUUAUCGAUUUUAUUUUUCCCCGUUGUGGGUGGGAUGUAAAAUCUUCAGUAAAAAGAAGUGUUUCCAUAU
Messenger RNA from Pomacea canaliculata, 2273 nucleotides. Its product is annotated as apoptosis-inducing factor 1, mitochondrial-like. The record is from RefSeq and is a predicted model, not a curated record. NCBI's taxonomy places the organism in Eukaryota, Metazoa, Mollusca, Gastropoda, Architaenioglossa, Ampullariidae. Gene Ontology annotation, cellular component: cytoplasm; mitochondrion. Bases 58 to 1992 code for a protein of 644 amino acids. The transcript is spliced from 17 exons. Gene Ontology annotation, molecular function: FAD binding; protein dimerization activity; NAD(P)H oxidase H2O2-forming activity. Gene Ontology annotation, biological process: apoptotic process; mitochondrial respiratory chain complex assembly.